UGCCAAAAGGCUAUAAGAAUGUUUUUAUUUGAACUGCUUUCAGUCACAGACAAGACCAGACUUUGAUAGUUAAAAAAUACAGGGAAACCACGUCAGAUCAAACCAACUCAGACAAAGAAUAAACUAGACCAAAAGGGAAAAACAUAAAUGGGUAUUACCAGGAGCAAUUUUCUCCUAGAGAAAAUGUAUUGAAGUAUUGAAGGGCCUGGACGAAAAUAUAUGCGAACUCUCAUUUUGAACGCUCAGUUGCCAUGGUUUUCUGUCCAGUGCGGAGACCGGAGAAAUGGCUAAAGGUGAACAACUCUUCUUCUUCUUCAGUUUGUUGGUUAAAAGAGAAAGCAGGCGGCUUUGGUUCGAACUCGUGAUUUCCAGAUUCCAUUAUUGCUGUUCAGAGAGAGGAGACGGGUCCAGUUCUUAACUGUAGAUGCAUCAGAAGAAAGUCUCACCAAACACCAAUCCUCUCCACCCACCACCACCAUCAUCAUCCGACCCGACUCAUUUAACUCGCCCUACACCCGAUCUCGAAAUUCACUACCAGAAGAAGAAUGAGCCGCCCCUCUUCCCCUCCACUCCCCACAAAAGGCCCCUAAUGCCCCGAAGCUCCACCCCAUCCCACUCCCCAACCCUCUCAUCUCUCCGCCGCCAUCACGACAGUCCUUUUAAAGCAUCCUCACACCCGCCCUUCCUCUGUUCUUGCUCACUCCCGCUGCUUCUAGCUACUAAGAGGAUCACUCUGAGGCUCCUCCACCAUUCUUGCCGAGCCUCAUGGCUUAGGCUCCACACCAAGCUUUUCAUUCUCCUUUUUUUGCCCACUUUUUAUCUCUUAACCACAGCUUAUUACCGCUAUUUCUUAUUUUUUCUGGUCUGUGCUGUAUUCCUUUUCCUUCUUGUGAUUGCCCUUAGCUUAGCUCUCCCAGCUAUCCGCCAUUUUUUUUUUAAUCAAAAAUAAAGCCUGCCCCAUCAAAGACUCAUCUUCCUGUUGUUUGGUCAAUCGGGGCAAAGCCCAAAUUGGAAUGUAAGCACUGGAUUCGGGCUGUUGGGUGCAAAUUUAUAGCAACGGGGAUUUGUAUGAGGGAGAAUUCCAUAAGGGAAAGUGUUCCGGAAGUGGGGUGCAUUACUACCGUUUGACUGGGAGGUACGAAGGGGAUUGGGUCGACGGGAAGUAUGACGGAUAUGGAGUGGAGACGUGGGCGAAGGGGAGCCGAUAUAGGGGACAAUAUUUGCAGGGACUGAGGCAUGGAGUUGGGUUGUAUAGGUCCUACACUGGGGAUGCGUAUGCUGGGGAGUGGUGUAACGGGCAGUGCCACGGGCAGGGCAUACAUACUUGUGAGGACGGGAGCAGUUAUAUCGGGGAAUUCAAGUGGGGCGUCAAACAUGGCCUUGGCACUUACCAGUUCAGGAAUGCAGAUAACUAUGCUGGCGAAUAUUUUGCAGACAAAAUGCAUGGUUUUGGGGUCUACAGAUUUGGAAAUGGACAUCGAUACGAGGGAGCCUGGCAUGAGGGAAGGAGGCAAGGUUUUGGCACUUAUACUUUCAGGAAUGAGCAAACUCAGACCGGUCACUGGCAAAAUGGGGUUCUUAACGUUUCAAGUGGUGGAUCCUCCAUGGCAUACGACCACCGUUCCAAAGUGUUGCAUGCCGUUCAGGGCGGAACCGACCAGGGGUUUACACUCUGAACUUAGGGAGGGGAUGGGUGCAUGUCGGAGGAGAUGGCCAGCGACAUCACUUUCAGGCGGCUUGGCUGCACCAUCAAUAUACUGGUCGAGAUGAGAGCAGAAGAGGAAAUCAAGGAUCGCGCCAUACCAGGCCCAACUCGAUCCCAUGGGUGAAGAUAUUUGUCCAAACCCGCCGUAACAGGCUUGCCCUUUAUUGUACAGAUCUACUUCUAAGCAUUGGGAUGAAGCCAUCCGAGCAGCCGGAAAAGCCAACAACGUGGGCAAGGUGGAUGAAAGUGUAAAAAGAGCAGUAGGAACUGCUAAUAAAGCCGCAACUGCAGCAAGAGUAGCAGCUGUGAAGGCAGUACAAAAUCAGAUGCACCACGACAACAAUCUUUCAAAUUGACAUUGCCAAAAUACCCUUGAUUGGAGUUUUUGGUAGUGGUCCCAAAAUUAUACUACCUCUACAAUGAGCCAAAAGUGAAUACGAGAUGCGAGUUACUCACCUCUUUCGGCAAGUGGUGGUGCAAUUUUUCGUAACAAAGAUGGUCAGAUGAUCUUGGCAACCGCCUUUCCAGUUGAAGCGUCGUCUCCACUUGAAGCUGAGCUUCUCUCUGUAAUCCGGUCUACAACGUGGGUGAUUAGUGAUUAGCCACGACUUUUUUGAUCUCCAGGUUGAAGUGGAUCCGACUAUGGUGGUGAAAUACAUUAGCGACGGAGGCGCAGAUCGAUGGGGUACUGAAAUUAGGAAAUUGUUGGAUCUGUCUGAAAGAAAUGGGGUUUCCUAUUCGAGCACUUGGAGAGAAGCCAACCGGGUUGCCCAUUGUCUUGCGGAUCAAACAUUGCCCCAUGAAGUUUCGUAUGCCCAGGUCCAAGAUUUUCCAGCCCAUGCAAGGAACUCAUACUUCAUGGAUCUUUUUGGACUCCCUUCACUCAGAUUUUUUCAUUAAUUUCCGGUGCGGACUUAGUCCGUCUUUUGUUGCUUUAUUUUGUUUUAUUUCGGGAAGGUAUGCCUUUCCCGAGAGGCUUGGUCUAGCUCUCCUCUCAUUCUUGUAUUGGAUUUUUAUUUCUAUAAUAAUCUGGUAAAUGUUCCCCAACAUUUACCCCACUGAUAUUUGUGGUUUACUCACCGGCUUAAAAAAAGAUGUUAAUUACA
Messenger RNA from Cuscuta epithymum, 2811 nucleotides. The record is from the annotation of a GenBank genome assembly. NCBI's taxonomy places the organism in Eukaryota, Viridiplantae, Streptophyta, Magnoliopsida, Solanales, Convolvulaceae.